UUAUAUAUGACCUCUUUCGCAUGCCAUGCCUAGUGAAAAGGAGAAACAGAGAACUCGAAGUAGCGCUCCAACGUCCCCAAGACGCAUGGAGAUAUCGUUACCGUUGUCAUCUUGAUGACGCCUAUGGCUUGAUAUUUCCACUGGGUUUCCUUGGCCUUCAUCAUUUUUACCUCCGCCGGUUUAAAUGGGGCCUGCUGUACUUAUUUACGUUUGGAAUUUUUGGUAUUGGUUGGAUCAUCGAUUUCUUCCGUCUUCCAAGUUUGGUGAAAGAAGCAAACCGAGAAAAUCAACCAGUUCAAGCCCAUGGAUACAUAGUGACCACAGCACGCCAUCCAUCUUUCCCUGGGCAAGCGGUGCCAAACAGCGGUCAAAGUCAAUCGCUUACAACAGAACAGUCUGGGACAUUUACACACGUUGAUACAUACAGUGGACCCCCAGCCAACUAUGACCCUCCAACUUACCAUGGGGGACCUCAAGAUCACGCUGUUGCCCCACCACCCCCUUAUUCAGAGAUUGCCGGAGGACAAUCACAUGGCUUCCAGUACAACCAAGGGCAGUCACAGCCAUAUUUCUCUGGUUUACAGCAACAAAACCAGUAUCAACAACAGCAGCAGCAACACCAGUGUCAACAACAACAGCAAUACCAGUAUCAACAACAGAGGGAUCCAUUCCAACAACAACAAUACACUAACUCCUAUGGUGCCCUGGCACCUCAUGCACCACCUCAAGAAAAGUCACAUACAAGUAUUAUGGCGGCGGUGUGGGUUGGUUAUAAAAUCUGUAAAGAAGGAAAGUUGAGAAGAAAGGGCCACGAGAAAGCACAGCCGAGUGCUGGGUUCGUGGCCACGGCGUCUUCUCCCGAGGCCUGCCAAUAUGUGCACCCACCGGUGUCCCAGACCUCUCCAGCGCAAAAUAUAACCGACUCUCACCAAAGAGUUGUUAAAAAGAAAUCGCUGUUGGAGGCUUACUUGCUGUGGUUGGUACUUGGGUUGUUCGGAGCACAUCAUUUUUACUUGCAUCGUCCAUAUUUUGGUGUGAUGUACCUGACCACUGUUGGGCUUUUUGGUUGCGGGUGGUUGAUCGACUUAUUCAGAAUGCCGAUCCUGGUAAAAGAUGCCAACAAACGGAUUGAAGAACGGACACCUAUCCAACUCAGAAAGAGAAGCAUUGGAGAUGCGUAUGCAUUGUGGUUACCACUUGGCCUUUGGGGUUUACAUCAUUUCUAUUUGAGGCGGCCUGGGAUAGGAUUGUACUAUAGUCUCACUAUUGGUGGGCUAGGGACAGGAUUUAUUUUCGACCUCUUUCGCAUGCCAUUCCUGGUGAAACGAAGCAACAAGGAACUUGAGGAAGCCUUAAGACAGCCCCAAAUUGCAUGGAAAUAUUUUUCUACAUGUUAUCUAGAUGAUGCCUAUUGCUUGAUAUUUCCACUGGGUUUCCUUGGUCUACAUCAUUUUUACCUCCGUAGGUUUAAAUGGGGCCUGCUGUACUUGUUAACAUUUGGACUUUUUGGUAUUGGGUGGAUCAUUGAUUUCUUCCGCCUUCCAAGUUUGGUGAAAGAAGCAAACCAAGAAAACCAACCAUCUCGAGCCCAUGGAUACCCAGCAACCAACUCACCCCUACCAUCUUUCCCAGGACAAGCGGUGCCAAACAGUAAUCAAAGCCCUGAACAUGUUUACCCUAGAAUGAAUCAAGGUCAAGAUGCUGCCCCACCACCCCCAUAUUCAGAGAUUGACAGAGGAUCAUCACAGGGCAUCUAGUACAACAGAAAUUGAUGACAAGUCAAACCUGUGCCUGAAGUAACCUAGAUCAUCACUGAUCCCGAGUUGCAUUUUUACUAGCGUGAUAAGUCGGAAAAGGGUUAUUGGUAGAUUACUCUUAUUAGACAUCUAAUGGGCAUACAGUUUUAUAAUUAACUUUUUAGACAGUCAUCAUAAUUGUCAUGGGAAGCCUAUUGAACAUUGGGCUAUGUAUCCCCCUGCAGACUCCAUGGGUGAAACCGGUAUAGUGAUACUGAAGUGAAGGUUCUGACACAACUUAAAGGGAUAAUAACUUUUUGUUUUGGCCAAAAAAUGAAUUUUCCUGGAGUAAACAACAAUUUUCCCAUA
Messenger RNA from Lingula anatina, 2105 nucleotides. RefSeq lists its product as uncharacterized. NCBI's taxonomy places the organism in Eukaryota, Metazoa, Brachiopoda, Lingulata, Lingulida, Lingulidae. The record is from RefSeq and is a predicted model, not a curated record.